AUGGAGGUUAGAAAAGCAAGUAGAAUUUUGCAGAGACUUGGAAGCACUGGAAGAAAAGUCCAGAGUAAGUCAGGGAGGGUUCCCUCAGAUGUGCCCAAGGGCCACCUGGCAGUCUACGCGGGCAUUACGGAGCAGACUAAACGCUUUGUUAUCCCUGCUCAAAGUGUUAAUCAUCCUGUCUUCCGUGCAUUGCUGGACAAGGCUGAAGAGCAGUUUGGAUUUGGGCAUCAAGGACCUCUUCUUAUUCCCUGCGAUCCACUUGUCUUUCACAAUCUUCUUUGUCUGCUCAGAAACAAUUCCAAGGCAGAUAUUGAACAAUUGAUCAUGGAGUUGCAAAAGUAG
This is a messenger RNA of Cryptomeria japonica (Japanese cedar), 342 nucleotides long. RefSeq names its product auxin-induced protein X15-like. Bases 1 to 342 code for a protein of 113 amino acids. Lineage: Eukaryota; Viridiplantae; Streptophyta; Pinopsida; Cupressales; Cupressaceae. The record is from RefSeq and is a predicted model, not a curated record. Gene Ontology annotation, biological process: response to auxin. The transcript has a single exon.